Molecule: messenger RNA, 405 nt
Organism: Haemonchus placei
Lineage: Eukaryota; Metazoa; Nematoda; Chromadorea; Rhabditida; Trichostrongylidae
Source: the annotation of a GenBank genome assembly
AUGGUGACCGUCUCCGGUACUAAAGUGAAAAUUGUAAAGAAGAAGGUGACGAAGUUCAAGAGACAUGAGUCUGAGAGGUAUCACCGGCUGAAGCCCAACUGGCGUAAGCCAAAGGGUAUUGAUAACCGUGUUCGUCGACGCUUCCGAGGAAUGCGAGCUAUGCCCACCAUUGGUUUCGGAUCAGACAAGAGAACAAGAUUCGUACUUCCAUGUGGCUACAAAAAGGUUCUCGUCAGGAAUGUUAAGGAUCUCGACAUGCUUCUCAUGCAAUCCUUCCGAUACAUCGGCGAGGUUGCGCAUACUGUAUCUGCUCAGUCAAGGAAAGCUAUUGUCGAACGUGCUGCACAAUUGAACAUUAAGUUAACAAAUGGUCAUGCACGCAUCCGCACCGAGGAGAGCGAGUAA